Messenger RNA from Spodoptera litura, 1989 nucleotides. RefSeq lists its product as uncharacterized. The record is from RefSeq and is a predicted model, not a curated record. NCBI's taxonomy places the organism in Eukaryota, Metazoa, Arthropoda, Insecta, Lepidoptera, Noctuidae.
CCUACGAAUCCCAAAAAACGUAAAUUGUGGUUACGGUUGGCGCGAAGAGAGCCAAACAGUGUCUCGAUGCGUACAAAUAUUUUUAUGUGUGAAGAUCACUUUAAUUUGGAAACAGCCAUAAAGAACUACAUGAUGUACAAAAUGGGCUUCAAUCAGAAGAUGCUUUUGGCAGAUGAAGCUGUGCCAACAAAAUUCGAUUGUCAAGAGGAUCGCAAAAGACGGUUGUCUGGUGGACCUUCUCGAGACCUGCCCAUAAAGAGACAAAAAAAUGAUAUCGUCACAGAAUGCUUACAAAGUUUAAGUGCCACUAAAACCCAUGCCGAAAUGCUUCAAGAAGACAAUUAUGUGCCACAAAACGUUAUUGAGCCUGAAGUAUUACCAAGGACUGCAGAUAAAGGAAUGUGUACAGAUCCUAUAAUUGCUGUAGAAAAGUCUGUCCAAGUGUCAAUGAAAUCAAAUGUGCAUUAUAGGAGCAAAGCUAUACAAACUAGAAACAAAAAUAAAAGUAUUUCGACAUCACCAUUCAAAGUGUCCACAACAUCGAGUUACACUUCACCUUUUAAAUAUGAACAAUGCAGUCUUCAACGGUUACAGUCAGGAGUUGUAAAAGCAGCUAAAGAAGUUGUUGCCUUAGAACGUGAUAAAUCAGAUAGUGAAAUUUCAAGCAUUAAGAGUGGUUAUUCUUCACCUUUUGUACCUACAUCAUCAAAGAUUACAGAUUCUGAUAGUUAUACUACGGAUACUAAUUCCACUGUUCAUCAACUGCAGUGCCUCAAAAAUACCCUACAUUUAAUUAAAAAAAAACCAUUAAUGUAUGUUGGUAUUACUGAACAUUGUUAUUUUAUUAUUCAGUUAAUGCACAAACACACAAAUAUAAAAGUAGAACACAUUUUGCUAUGCUUGAAAAAAAUUAGACUAAAUAGCACAUUUUCUGAAUUAGAGGAUAAUUUUGGAAUGUCACUAUCAUAUGCCAGUAAAAUAUUUUUAAAUAACAUACCCAUAUUGAGUAGCUUUUUGAGACCAUUUAUUGUAAAUUUAAACAGUAACUUAACAAAGAGAAAUCUUCCAAUACCAUUUAGACAUAACUAUCACAAUGUCAGCUGCAUUAUUGAUUGUCUUGAAAUUGAUAUACAAAAACCAUCUAAGGCUCUACACCAGGCUCUGACAUGGUCAGAGUACAAGAAGGGAAAUACUGUGAAGUAUUUAAUAUCCUGCACUCCUAAUGGAUUAGUCAACUAUGUUUCUCAAGGCUUUGGGGGCAGAACGAGUGAUGUUGUAAUAGUAGAAAACACUGACUUUCUAGAUAAAUUACAACCUGGAACUUGCAUCUUAGCGGACAGAGGCUUCAAACACCUAGAACAAAUACUUCAUAGUAAAGGCAUUAAACUAUUACGGCCGCCUAGUGUAAGUGCUGGUGUAAAGUUAUCCAAAUCUGAAGUCCGACAAACUAAAAUAAUUGCAAGCCUGCGAAUUCAUGUGGAAAGAGUAAUAAGGCGCUUGAGAGAAUUCCACAUGCUAAAACAACAUACAGUGAUAAACACCAACAUACUUCGUAUAAUUGACCAUAUAAUUAUUAUUGCAUGUGCUUUAAUAAAUUUGCAAGACUCUCUUAUUAAGUAAUGUUUUGUAUAUUAAUAUUAUAUCUUCCUAGAAAUACUAAGUAAAGAAAAAAUUAAGAAAGAAUAUCUUACUAAAUGUGGCCUUUUGGCUCUGUCUACCUCUGAUAAGGAUGUGAUGUAUGAAUGUUAUCUUUAAGAAGGAAAGUUGUUUGUUUGCAUUGAAUAGGCUCCAAAACAACUAACCACAGCUCAAAGUGCUUGCCAAGACAAUUAAUCAAACAAGUCAAAUCACAAUCAGUGCAUAGGUAUUAUUAUAUAUUAUUAUGUACACAUAUUUAGUUAAAUUAAAUAAAAGUUAGUUAAAUUCUUUCAUCUUGGGAUAGAUAUGUUACAUAACACACUUUUCACUGAGAGCAAUGAAUGUAGCAAA